Molecule: messenger RNA, 1263 nt
Organism: Blepharisma stoltei
Lineage: Eukaryota; Ciliophora; Heterotrichea; Heterotrichida; Blepharismidae
Source: the annotation of a GenBank genome assembly
AUGUGAUAUUUCAGUUCUUAUCACUUAUUUCAUACCUUAAAUAAAUGUGAUUUAAAUAUACCCCACAUAUCAUUUUUUUAUCAAGCCACAAUCGAAAUUGUCCAUAUCCUUAAAACUAACCAAUUAAAUACCCUUGAUAACCUCCAAAUUAUGCUGAACAGAAAUGAAUUUUUUAAUCACUAUUCUAAUAUGGGCAACUGUAACCUCAGAAUUGACACCUACGAUCCUACUGUCUCUCUAAAUCGUCAAAAUUUCACAUUUCAUUAUCCCAUAGGCAAAGGAGGCUUCGGCAAAGUGUGACGAGUGACUCUAAAGAAAAACAAACAGAUAUAUGCAAUGAAAGAAAUGUUAAAAGCAAGAAUUAUUGCAAGGCGAUCUGUUCAAUCAGUAAUGAACGAAAGGAGGCUCCUAGCAAUUUUGAAACAUCCUUUUAUUGUGAAUAUGCAAUUUGCGUUCCAAGAUCACGAAAAUUUGUAUUUAGCGAUGGAUUUAAUGCCAGGAGGAGAUCUAAGGUAUCAUUUGUCCAAAGUGAAACGAUUUCCAGAGGAACAAACAAAAUUUUUUGUAACGUGCUUGGUGAUUGGAUUGGAGUAUUUACACAAAAAUAAUAUAAUUCAUAGAGAUAUAAAGCCAGAAAACCUUGUUUUGGAUAGCAAAGGAUAUGUACAUAUCACAGAUUUUGGAAUUGCGAGAAUUUGGCAGGCUGAAAAUUCAAAUGAAACUUCAGGAACACCGGGUUAUAUGGCUCCUGAAGUCUUAUGUAGGCAAAAUCAUAGUUUUCCAGUUGACUAUUUUGCCUUGGGCGUUAUUGUUUUUGAAUUCAUGACUGGAAAAAGACCUUAUCUUGGAAAAGACAGAAAAGAGAUAAGGGAUGCAAUAAUAGCAAAGCAGGUUCAGCUGAAGCAAAAUGAUGUGCCUAGUGGGUGGAGCGCAGAAGCUGUGGAUUUUGUAAAUAAAUUAAUUCAAAGGAAGCCUCAAAAUAGAUUAGGGACACAAGGAAUUGAAGAAAUCAAAGAUCAUCCAUGAUUGAGGGACGUUGAAUGAGAAAGGGCUUUCAACAAGCAGCUUAUUCCUACUUUCCGACCGCCGAAUUCAGAUAAUUUCGAUGCAAGGCAAGUCAUGAAUGAAUGAAAAGAUGAAGCAUCCAUGGCUCAAAAAGACCACUGCGAACAAAACUUAUUUAUAGGAUACUUUUUUGAUCAUAAUCUCCCAACUGACCAUAAUAACUCUAUGAGGAAUCCAAAAAUUGAAAUUAAAGCUUAA